Exophiala spinifera is the source of this 1533-nucleotide messenger RNA. RefSeq lists its product as uncharacterized. The transcript has a single exon. NCBI's taxonomy places the organism in Eukaryota, Fungi, Ascomycota, Eurotiomycetes, Chaetothyriales, Herpotrichiellaceae. Gene Ontology annotation, biological process: aromatic amino acid biosynthetic process. The record is from RefSeq and is a predicted model, not a curated record. Gene Ontology annotation, molecular function: 3-deoxy-7-phosphoheptulonate synthase activity. The coding region runs from base 1 to 1533 and encodes 510 amino acids.
AUGGCCCGGAAUGAAAAUCCAAGUGUCUGGUCACCAUCGAGCUGGAAAGGGAGACCCAUAGUCCAGUCUGUCUCCUACAAAGACACAGCCUCCUUCGAACAUGCUGUUGGGAAGCUAAACACGCUUCCACCCCUGGUGACACCGAGAGAGAUUGUGAAACUGAAGAACGAAUUGCGGGAGGUGGCCCAGGGCAAUGCCUUCCUGCUGCAGGGUGGUGACUGCGCAGAGCUGUUCGACUAUUGCAACCAAGACAUGAUCGAAGCCAAGGUCAAGCUGUUGUUGCAAAUGUCUCUGGUCCUCAUCUACGGUGCUAAGAAGAAGGUAGUGCGUGUGGCGAGGAUGGCUGGCCAGUACGCAAAGCCGCGUUCCUCGCCUAUGGAAACCAUCGAAGGUGUUACUAUGCCCAGCUUUCGAGGAGACAUCCUGAACAGCUACGAACCAGACCCUGUGGCGCGCGAGCCCGAUCCUAAAAGACUCGUCGACGCUUACUUCCACUCUGCGGCGACACAGAAUUAUCUCAGGGCCGCACUGUCGUCGGGGCUGGCUGAUCUACAUGCCCCUCUAGACUGGAGUCUGGGUCACGUACGAGAUCCCACAGUCCGAGAUCAUUAUCAGGCCAUCGUCGAACGGAUCACGGACACUCUUGAUAUGAUGCGCACGAUAGGACUUGACACGGGCGGAGGUCUGGAGACUGUAGACUUGUUCACGUCACAUGAGGGUCUGUUGCUCGAGUACGAGCAAUCUCUGACUCGGCUGUUCAAACAUCCCUCGAACGCAGCGCCACCUACGAUACCUUCGAAACCCAAUGCAUCACCAAACAAGCACAGGAAAACUUCUCUGCCCACGCAGCUUCCACCACCUCUACCUCCAACGAAGGGCUAUUACGACACCUCGGCACAUUUCAUCUGGAUCGGAGACCGGACACGCCAACUAACGCAUUCGCAUGUCGAGUUCUUCCGGGGCAUCGCCAAUCCAAUCGGGGUAAAAGUAGGACCCAGCAUGCCAGCCACUGACUUGGUACCUUUGCUCGAUAUCCUCAACCCGUCGCAUGAAGUUGGCAAGAUCGUCUUGAUCACUCGCUAUGGCCACGAUAAGAUCGCUGCUCACCUACCGGGACAUAUCCGAGCCGUUCAGGCUUCGGCGCAUAGAGAUACAGUCGUCUGGCAAUGUGACCCCAUGCACGGAAACGGGCGAAAUGCAACUGUCACAGGCCCCAGCACCGAUGGCAGGUCCACGAACGGAACGACGACUUUCAAAACCCGACGGUUCAGUGAUAUCUUGUCUGAGUUGAAACAAGCUUUGACAAUUCAUCGAUCUAUGUCCAGCUAUCUUGGUGGAGUCCAUCUAGAGUUGACGGGCGAGGCUGUGACUGAGUGUGUCGGUGGUGCUGAGGAAUUAACUGAAGAAGACCUGAGCUUGAACUAUACUACGUUCUGCGAUCCCAGGUUGAACGAAAAGCAAGCGCUUGAACUCGCAUUCCUAGUUGCUGGCUUCUACAGGGAGGUUCCUGAGAAGAGGCAGAUAAUGGAGUAA